AUGUCGUAUCCCAUUGGAAACAAAGAAGGAGUUAGAGUUGUUAGUGAUAUGUCACGAUUUGAAUAUGACUCUGAAACUCCUCAAUUCCGUUCAAGAAACCCAACACCUCCAAGUGGAUUAGCUUAUAACUUGCCUAAGCCUGCUAUUAAUGAUUAUACGGAUACACUUAAUAUCCCUAUGAAUGCACCGAAGGUAUCACUUACGGCUCAACAAUUAGAAGAGGUUCUGGUUGAUGAAGGUCCCACUCCCCCGCACAAAGACUCUUCAUACAGACGGCUCAGUAGCAUGUACUCACAACCACAGCCACAACAUUCAAACACAUCUCCUUCAAGAAUAGAUACCCAAACUCCAGGACACCAACAACAUCAAGUACAACCACAACAAUAUGAUCAACACUUUACUCCUGAAAGACUGAGGCCUUCAUCGAGUUAUUAUCCUCUCUCAAGGAGAUACAGCAUUGGGUCAUCGUUCCCUCCCGGACAUUAUCCUCCGCCAUCGCAUCUGUAUCUUCCAGCAUACGAACAAGCACAAUACCAAAGUCAAAUCCAGAAUCAAGCAUUGGAGAAUAACGAGUUACCUCCAAUGCCACAACCAGGUGAAUUGGUAGAACUACCUCCGACAGGUAAUGGGCUUCGGAGAUUCUUACCCGAAACAGUAUUUCAAAAGAACCCCAAAAAGAACUUUCUUAGGCACAUGUUACUUCAACAAGUCAUGAAUAAACCAGUCUAUCAUUUCCCGGAACGAGACUUUGAUACCAACAUCUUCAUUAAUACCACCCACAUAUCAUACCAUUUCUUUCUUUAUUUCUUUGAGGUCAUCUUUGAAAUAAUUGUCAUUAUACUAUCAGCCAUGCUUCUAAGUUCAGACAAAAACGUGGACUACGGAAUAUACAGAUAUUUCAUUGGCUCAUCAGUAGUAGAGGUGGUUAUAGCUCUUGGAUUCUUAACCACAAUCAUUGAUUUUGAGAAUAGAAACGGUAACUUCUAUUGUAUCAUUGCUACCGUCUUAUGUUCUAUUUCCUUCAUAAUAACAUGCUCUCAAUUACUUGGUAAAGGAUGUCCAAAUGGGAAUGUCUGCGGAAUGAGGAGAGCGUUACUGUCGUUUGUUAUCAUGUCAACGUUUCUUUGGAUUAUUACUUUGACAAUGUACGUUACCACGCUUUAUGUGGCCAAAUUAGAUUCCUUAGAAGAGUUCAUUUUCCAUACUCAACCUGUUCAUAAUAACAAUGAGUUGCCACCACAAUUAACCACCUCGGAAUACGCUGCAAGUGUGGCGAGAUCACCUCAAACUCACCAAUCAGCUGGUGCUAAGACAGAAGAGAUAGAUGACGUUGUGGGUGCUACUACAGCCACUGCUCCAAAACAUACAAAGACUACAACCACGUUUGUUGAUCCGGAAACAGGCGUACCCUUAAAACAGUUUUAUUUGAGUGAACAGGGAGAAAUGUAUGAGCUACAGAGUCCAGCCGGAUACGAACACCACAAUAAGAUUUUGGAAACCGUUACCAAAUUAAGUGUACCAAACGGUAACAAUAUUGUUGAGUCGUCUACCAAUUACAACCAGCUGUAUUCUCUUAUACCCAAGGAAUUGAUUCUGGGGUCUUUACUUGAACAAUUGGGGUUGAACGAGUACUUUUAUGUUAGUGAUGAUGCGAUCCGUAAAGUUCCUAUCCCUCGGAAUGUCCUGAGCAUGUUUAUUUUAAGUCGUUCUUUACCGAAGAAUUGGCAUACGCUGAUUCAGUUUUUGAAAAUGGCAUUACCCUUUGGUUUGCCAAACAAAGUUGACGUUGUUGAGUUGUCGCUUGUGGUUCCAACUGCCUUGAUUUAUGAUAGCUUGGUGAGACAGCUCUCUACUGUGGUUGGGAACCACACGCCGUUCCAUAUUUUGUGA
Molecule: messenger RNA, 1890 nt
Organism: Lizanozyma spartinae
Lineage: Eukaryota; Fungi; Ascomycota; Pichiomycetes; Serinales; Debaryomycetaceae
Exons: 4
Coding region: 1-1890 (629 amino acids)
Source: RefSeq, a predicted model, not a curated record